CAGAGAAUUACGGGAAGCUUUCUCAAUUAUGGAGCCAGAACUCAAAGCCCAGCUUCCAGACUAUCAAAUUAGCUUCAAGUUUAAUCCACCCAGUGCUCCACACUUUGGCGGAAUAUGGGAGCGUGAAGUCCGUUCCAUAAAGAAUGCUCUCCAGGUGGCUGUCGGAACCCAAGCUGUCACAGAAGAUGUUCUAUCCACAGUCCUAGUGGAAGUGGAAGGGAUCCUCAAUUCGAAACCACUAGGAUAUGCCUCAACGGAUGUCGCUGACAUGGAUCCGAUUACUCCUAAUAUUCUCCUAAUGGGGCGGCGGGAUGCAUCACUGCCUCAGGUGGCAUACGCUCCAGGAGACAUGGGGCAAUGGAGAUGUCAGAGCAUGGUGGACCAGUUCUGGAUACACUUCACUAGAAACUACUUGCCUACGCUCCAGACCCGGCAGAAGUGGCAUAAAGCUUCAAAGAACCUGGAAGUUGACUCUGUCGUACUUAUUGUGGAUCCGCAACUCCCAAGAGCUCAGUGGCCCAUAGGCAGAGUUCGAAAGACAUUGCCCAGUAGUGAUGGAUGUGUGCGGACUGCUGAAGUUGUCGUUGAUGGUAAAGCUUACAUCAGACCAGUUGCCCGCCUGAUAGAGUUGCCUGCUUUAGAAAGUAAUACUAAAGACAUUUAGAGAAUUCCCUUUAUUACCCAUUUGCUGCUCAAAUGUGGGGGCGGCUGUUGUGAAUUCUUCCCUUUAAGUUUAAGACUUGCGAUCUGCGUGAUGUUUCAGUAAUGACUUACGUAAAUAACGUAGUGCAGGGUUCACCGCAUGUACGGUCUUAGCGUAACUGCCUAUUCACUAAGUUACCUCAGCACGGCAGUCAUACUGCGUGCUCUCACACAGGUGCAGCGUUUAUGUGCAAGAGAAAGUGCGUGACAAAAAACUACCUCAAAUACACUAACAUGUGUAUAUGGUCAAAUCUUGUGCAAUAAACGGUCAAACUCAAUAUGAUGACUCGACUCCCUGACAAGAGUUCUGCAGCGGUCAAUAAUUAUUAACCAGCAUUCAGUGGGGCAGUCCCCAACAAAUUCC
Sinocyclocheilus anshuiensis is the source of this 1066-nucleotide messenger RNA. RefSeq lists its product as uncharacterized. Gene Ontology annotation, molecular function: nucleic acid binding. The record is from RefSeq and is a predicted model, not a curated record. Lineage: Eukaryota; Metazoa; Chordata; Actinopteri; Cypriniformes; Cyprinidae. The transcript is spliced from 2 exons. Bases 29 to 664 code for a protein of 211 amino acids.